UUUCUUUUUCUUUAUACAAUUUUUUUAUAUUUUGUUGAAAUUUCUCUCUUUUGUGUACAAGACUUGCAUCUCCGUAUUCAACAAUGCAUGAUCUUCCGAUCCAAUAACUAAUGUUGGAGGCAAUGGAGAGUUCCUUAAACGGCGGCGGUGGUUUCUCUCAGUUACAGAGUUGCGGAGACAGUAACGAAGAAGAGUUCUCGGUGUUACCAUGUCAUACCGAAGUGGUUGUCACCGGGAAUAACCGUACUAAAUUGUUUCUCGUUGUUCUUCAUGGCGUGGUCAAGAAGGUUGUCGGACUUGGCGGGUGGCAUUGGCUGGUUCUUACUAAUGGCAUAGAAGUGAAGCUACAAAGCAAUGCACUCAGCGUAAUUGAAGCACCUACUGGUAAUGAAGAGGACGACGAUCUUGAAUUCGGAAACAUGCAGUGUAAUGGAUCAGACAUGGUUAGUUGUUUUCUUUCGAAAUUCUCAGCAGUGGAAAAGAUAUUUUGUUUGCUUGUGUCGUCGAGUACUCGAGCAGUGCUGUGUGUUAGACCUCUCUGCCUCGGAUGGUGGUGCUAUGCUUAUCAUCGUUAAUGGCUUUUGAUCUCUAGAUAUACUUAAUUUUGUGAUCAACCAUUCAAGCGUAUGAUUUUGGAUGAUAAUUUAUUUGCAGUGAAAUGUGGUUGAGCCUGGAACCUAGGAUCCUCUGUGUCUUCACUUACUUUUGCUAUUUCAAAAAACUUCA
Molecule: messenger RNA, 726 nt
Organism: Hibiscus syriacus
Lineage: Eukaryota; Viridiplantae; Streptophyta; Magnoliopsida; Malvales; Malvaceae
Exons: 1
Coding region: 111-575 (154 amino acids)
Biological process (GO): regulation of DNA-templated transcription
Cellular component (GO): histone deacetylase complex
Molecular function (GO): transcription coregulator activity
Source: RefSeq, a predicted model, not a curated record